GAUAUAUUUGUUAUAUUAGAUCAUAGAAUUGGAUGACAUGAGAGACUUUGCCACAGAAUAUAUCAAAACUAUUGUCAGUUCAGCGCUCGAAACACUUAACUCACAACCAAUAGACAUCGAUAAGUGUCUGAUAAAGACGUCGCGAAGUGAUAACCAAUGCUUCGAAUCGGGCCAAUGGAUGUCACGGAUCAGACAAGUGUUCACUCGACUCAUGCGUUCGGCCUGUCUUUGCAAAAGCAAACAUCAGUUCCGUCACAGGAAGUCGUGACCAGAUUUUAAGGCAAUUAUUGCUCAAUAAUUGACUCAAUCCUCUCAUUGUAAACGUAUUUUGGGAACAAAUAGCCAAACAUUUGCCAUAAUUUCACAAUAAUUAUUCACAAUAACUAUUGUGAAGUCCUUCUUGUCUUUCAAGUG
This is a messenger RNA of Medioppia subpectinata, 414 nucleotides long. Lineage: Eukaryota; Metazoa; Arthropoda; Arachnida; Sarcoptiformes; Oppiidae. The record is from the annotation of a GenBank genome assembly.